Ostreobium quekettii is the source of this 1620-nucleotide messenger RNA. Lineage: Eukaryota; Viridiplantae; Chlorophyta; Ulvophyceae; Bryopsidales; Ostreobiaceae. The record is from the annotation of a GenBank genome assembly.
AUGGUCGCGGCUGUCAGACAGGAACCCAACGCGGCGUGGAACAAGGCGGCGGAGGCCAGCGCGGACGGAGGGACCCCGGAGGCGGUGAACGAGAGGAUUCGGAAGCUGGAAUGGGAGGCGCAGUGUGCAAAGAGGGCGUACGACAGGCAGUACGCCCUGCACAAGGAGCAGGUGGAAGUGGACGCCAAGCUGCGAGAGGAGGUGCGUGACCUGGAGAUGGUGACGGAGAAGCUUGAGGCCCGGCGGUCGCGGCAGCUGGGCGAGCAGCACAAGAUGGCAGCGGAGGAGUUGAAGGCAUGGAGGGCGAAGUUUGAUGAACAGAAGGCCACGGGACAGAUGUGGAUAUCCACCGGGAGGACGCAGCUGACGGAAAUACUCAACACACUGGAGAUGGAACGCAUUGCUGUAGCAGAGAGGCGAAGGGUGGCCGAGGCAAAGCUGGCAGAGUUGGAGUGCUCCACAGUACCACCCUCCCUGAAGGAGGACGUGGAUCGGCUCAAGGAACUGUCCUCGACAUUGGAGGCUGAGGUCCCUGCAAAGAAGGUCAAGGCGAAGCAAAUGAGGGCCUGCGUGGAGCAGAUGACUGCCAGAUUGUCGAGGAAGAAGAGACUGCUCAAGCAUGUAUUGGCACAUGUGAAGAAAAUGAAGGCACAAGAAAAGCUUGCUGGCAGGUCUGCAAGCACGCCCAAGGAAACGUGGGUGGGUCCCACGCCCCCCUUUUAUAUUGACAGGGGCCAGCCUGGUGAGCCCAACCAAGGUCUUGUGUAUGGCCAAGUGACGAUUGCCGACGGCGAAAGUGGCGAACCCCACACAGAGAAGGUCCUCAAGAGGCCAGGUGUCGUGCCCAUACUGUACUACUGCGAUGGUAUGCCACUGAUGUCGGCUGGGGGUGGGACACCCCCCAUCAAGCCCUAUCUUCUGCACACAAUUCGGGAGGAGAGUGGUGCUGCGGACGGUGGAGGAGCAGCUGAGAGCCCGAGAACAGCAUGUGAGGACGCGGUCGAGAAGGACGGUGCGGAGCUGAAGGAAAACAUACAGCUGGAGUCUCUGCCCUGCCCCUCCACCGGGGGCGCCGUGCGGUCGCCAUCAACUCCCAGAUGCACUAUUUCCAGCGAGGCAAGGGUGGCAGCAACAGCCAAAAGGAUGCAAUCGCUGAAGACAGGCGAUGCGGGCGAACCUUCGAAAGCGAGACCCGACGCCAAAGAUAGUGUGCCAAAAAGGAGCAAGAGAACGGGAAGUGGUGGAAAGGUGUUUUGGACAGAUUAUCGUGCUUGGCGCCAAGAAAAUGAGUGCAAACCGUACCUGCAGGAGCAGAAGAAACUGAAAGAGAUGUCCAGACGCGAACAGAAAGAAAGGAAGGAGGCGGAGGAAGACAGGAAGUGGAGAGAGUGGAGGAAGGAGCAUCAGUUCACGGCGCAGCCAAUGCCCCAAUUCAAGACGCCUCUCCGGGAGCGCCACAGCAACAAGCACCCCACUGUGCCUGUGGCACCCAAGCUCAAAGCCGACGAGAGGGCAAGGACGCGAAAAUACCCAACCCAGGAGGCCAACGCAGUUUACACAAAGCUGAAGAAACAGUACAUAGCCAGGGCGAGGAACAACGGGCCGAAGGUGAGGGCUUGA